This is a messenger RNA of Rubroshorea leprosula, 380 nucleotides long. The record is from the annotation of a GenBank genome assembly. Lineage: Eukaryota; Viridiplantae; Streptophyta; Magnoliopsida; Malvales; Dipterocarpaceae.
AUAUUGGCUGCCAAACAAGCUUAGAUUUCAGUUCCUUCUCUCGUUUUCUGCAGCACUCUCAAAGAACCAAUGGCAUUCCGUCUUUUUCCCAUCUUUGUUCCUCUAGCUGUGGCACUGGUGGCAAGCCACGCUGCUCUGUCACCCGAGGCCUAUUGGAAGACUGUACUGCCAAAUACCCCAAUGCCAAAAGCUGUUAGAGAACUUCUACACCCUGGUAUCUGCCCUCCUUUAUAUUUGUGGAUAAUGAGUGUAAAUCACCAAAAUGAGAUUUAGAUCAAAGAGACCGUGUGUGUACCUGCGUAGGAAAAAUACACAGAAGGCUUAUGAGUCAUGCCUUUUUUUUUUUCAGUUAUAUAUCACAAUAACCUGCUGUUGGAAAU